Messenger RNA from Plectropomus leopardus (leopard coralgrouper), 2492 nucleotides. The record is from RefSeq and is a predicted model, not a curated record. Lineage: Eukaryota; Metazoa; Chordata; Actinopteri; Perciformes; Serranidae.
AUGACGACAAAGAGGCACCUCGGAUGGCAGUUGUUUCUGACAAUCACAGUACUACCUUGCAGCAGAAGUUUGGAGGUUUCUAUUCCAGAGAGACAAUAUGAGGUAGCAAGAGGAGGUGAAAUCACUUUGACCUGUUCCUUUAUCCCGGCCAGACCAAUCGCCAACGCACUUGUCAUUACAUGGGAAGCUUACCCUGAGAAAGUCGGUGAUCCAAUGGACUCAGUGGCCACUUACUUUCUAAACAAUCCGAUUGACAUUGCACCUGAUUAUGAAGGCAGAGCCUCCAUGAGGGUCGACAUUGAAAAUCAAGUGAGUGAACUCACCUUAACCAAGGUGACCAUGCAGGACAACCGCAGCUACCAGUGCAGUGUCAUGAUCCCCAAUGAUGACGAGGGAACAACAGCUGCCACCACCUCCCUUUUGGUCCUGGUGCCUCCCUCAGCGCCGAUCUGCAGGAUUCAAGGAGAAGCAGCGUACUUCCACAACAUCACCCUCACCUGUUUUUCUGAGGAGGGAUCCCCGAAACCCGUCUAUGAAUGGAUGGGUUACAGCAUCGAAAACAUUCCCAGACGGUUUCCACCAACGGCAUCUGAAAAGGAUGGAGUUCUGUCUCUCUUCAAUAUUUCAAGAGACUCAUCUGGAUAUUACAUCUGCACAUCAACAAAUCGAAUUGGCUCUGCCAGCUGCAACUUUACCUUAGCUGUGACACCGGGCGGUAUGAACAUUGGGUCGACUGCAGCUAUAAUCGGAGGAGUCCUCGCAGGUGUUGCAAUGUUCGUGAUUGUCAUCUGCUGUUGCUGCAGGAAAAAGGGAAAAAAGGACAAGUAUGCUGAAGGCUCCCCUGGGGAUGCAGCAUUUUACGACAGAGAUACUCCUGAAGCUGGAGAGCAGUACUGGGACGACAAGUCAAACAGCAAGACAAAGCAGGUCACCCAGUAUGAAGACAAAGCUGUUCCCCCAAAUGAUUACAGUGAAGAACCAGCCACUCACAAGUUUGAGGACGAGCAAAACAGUUACUAUAGCAGUAAAGAAAAGCAUGAUGGCAAGGGGAGUGAUGUUGACUCUCAGCGUUACCAGGAUGACCAGCAUGAUAGGCGCCGUGGAAGUCGUGAUCGCCUUGAAGAUGACCGUGAUCGUUAUGGUGGCAGUCGUGAUCGCCUCGAUGAUAAACGCAAUCGUUAUGGAGGGAGUCGGGAUCGACUUGAUGAUCAACGCGAUCGUUAUGGAGGCAGUCGGGAUCGCCUGGAUGAUCAGCGUGAUCGUUACCGUGGUAGCCAGGAUCGCCUUGAUGAUCAGCGCGACCGCUACGGAGGCAGUCGGGAUCGCCUUGAUGAUCAGCGCGACCGCUAUGGAGGCAGUCGGGAUCACCUUGAUUACCGCCGUGAUCGUUAUGGAGGCAGCCGUGAACACCUCGAUUACAUUGAUGAUCAAAGCAGAAACCAAUAUUAACAACUAUGUGUUACUGAAAGUUUUAAUUCCCUAAAUAUCUUUUUUGUUCUUUUGUUCCGGCACUAUUUUAUUGCAGCACCUGGACAUCUCAAAAAGAGGCACAACAAAAUUAAUUAGCGCAUCCUCUCAAUGAACGCAAAUUCUUACCCAAAAGUCAAUGUUCAAGUAAUUCAGCCCAGUGAACUAAAGAAAAAUGAUGGCAUUAUACAUUUUUACUAACCACAGAUACAUUACAUUUUCACCUUGUACCAGUUUUUCUAAAGUGACGCAGUACAUGACUUUUGUCAUUGAGAGUCGAAGGUGGUGGUGCAUGGCAUGUCAUCUCGGCAAGAUGGCUGCCAAGCUGCAGACCGCUGUUUGAAACCAACGAUACAGGUUGUUUGUUUGGGACCCUUUGUGGCAUUUGUAGCACAAACCCUGGGUGUUUUAUUACACUUUACAGCAGUUCCCAGCGUUUUUUUUUCUUUUGUUUCUGGCAGUUGGUUUGAAUAAUACCCUAAGCACAGAGAACAGGGUAAAUUACAAAUAAUGGCUUGUCUCUAAUAUAAGAUUGAUUUUUCAUUAUGGUAUAAUUAUUGCUGGUCUGACUGGGCCAAAUAUGCUUCAAACAAACCAAAGUAAUCUGGUAACUUCUAACCCUGCCACGCCUUGAGUUGAAUUAAGGAACAUUGUAGGCUACUUAGUAUAGUAAAAAAAAAAGUUGCCUGACAUAAUGUCUUGAUACAGUAUACCCCAUGAGUGAGUCAUAAAACCCUGCAAUAGGUUAGCAUUUUACCACCUCCACUUCCCUCAUCUCAAAGUCAAUGGAGUCAUAGUCAAUGCUAUGACGACGGCAGCACAUGUAGAUGCAGAAUAUAUUUUUCUACUUCUUCAACUCCAUGGCCCCUUCUGCGAAAGCAUUACUUUUCUACGAUUGAGAAGUACUCAUCAACAUCGGGAAAAGUUGUGUGGAGUUUGGACUGAAUGCAGUGAACCAUGAGAGGAUCCCCACUAACUGCAUAUGCCGAGUGGCCAGUCAGACCAGAGGGGAGAAACGAAGGGGA